AUGCCCAAUCUUGUCAAGACUUGCCCCUGCGGAUCAAAAUCUAUCGAGUCUCUGCUCGGGGGAAAGUCUCGUACCUCCUGUCAGGACACCAUCCCACUGUGCGGCAAUACUUGCAACAAGCUCCUUGACUGCGGUCACGCCUGUCAAAAAAAUUGUCAUCUCGGACCUUGCGCGCCCUGCAAACAGACAGUAUCCGUUGACUGCCGCUGUGGAUCGACUCAUGUGAACCGCAUCUGCUCCGAUAUGGAUUUGUACAGUGCCAACGGCGACAGCGUCCCAACAUGCAGCAAGCCCUGCCGUGGUCUUCGAUCUUGUGGAAAGCACCAGUGUACCAAUCGCUGUUGCCCUGCCAAACCUCAGGUCAAGGGCUCUAUCAAGAUGGACCCUAUUUCCCAGGAAGCCCAUGCUUGCACCUUGAUCUGCGGGAAGAAGCUUCAGUGUGGCGUUCACACCUGUGAGAUGCUCUGUCACAAGGGUCAUUGCAACCCUUGCUUGGACGCGUCGUUUGAUGAGCUCUCUUGCAAUUGUGGCCGUACCGUACUCUACCCACCAAUUGCUUGUGGGACAUCCAUCCCUAAGUGCCGAUAUACUUGCACUCGCGAGCGUGCCUGCGGCCAUGACUCACACUCGACCCACCCCUGCCACCCAGACAGCGAACCCUGCCCUCCCUGCAUUGUCCUUGUGGCCAAACCCUGUAUGUGCCACAAAUCCAAGAUGCCCAAUGUCCCAUGUCACGUCACUCAGCCAUCCUGUGGCAAGAUCUGUGGCAAGCGUUUGGACUGUGGGCUCCACAAGUGCAUCAAGUCCUGUCACACUGGCGAAUGUACAACCGAGCCCUGUUCCCAGCCAUGCCCCAGACCCCGCAAGAGCUGUGGACAUCGAUGUGGGUUGACGUGCCAUGGUCAGGAUGCUUGUUCAGAGGAUCACCCUUGUCAGACUAUGAUUAUUUCGAGCUGCAAGUGUGGCCAUUUGACAAAGGAAACGACCUGUCAGGCGACUGCUGAGAACCCCUGGGACGCUCGGACCAAAGUCAUCAAGUGUAAUGAUUAUUGUCUUAUGGCUGAGCGCAACAAGCGAGUUGGACUUGCCCUCGACAUCGAUGUUACCCCACCAAGUGGCCCAAGGAUCCCUGUGUAUAGUGAGCCGAUCUUGGAAUACGCCGUCCAGAAUAUGGAGUUCACGCUCAAGAUGGAACGCAGGAUUGCAGAGUGGAUCGCGGACCCAACAUUGCACACCCUUCACCUCCCACCAAUGAAGGGGCCCCAUCGCAAGUUCAUCCAUGAGCUCGGAUCCCAUUACAACUUGACGUCUGAAAGUGUCGACAUGGAACCCUACCGCAGUGUCAUCCUUCGCAAGGGUCUCACUACCUCUGUUCCGGACCUCCUGGCCUCUCAGGCAACCCGACAGCGUCGUCCACAGCAAGGUGCCACCGGAGGGCUUGAACAACUCCGUAAGCAACCUACGACCAAGAACCCGGUCAAUGCGAUCUACCUGCACGACCUUGUCUUCGGUCUGACCCGUGGCGAGCUGUCGAACCGACUGGCGCCCAUCUUUGGAUCUGUCAAGUAUACCCUCCGCUGGCUCACCGAUGAUGAUGCGGUUCUGAUUGUUCAGGCUGGGCCAAACAUGUUGAUAGAGGAUCUGGAGGCGACCUUGGUACGACUUGUUUCGCUGAUCAAAACCCAUACCGCUGCCAGUCCACUCUGUGAGCGGGUUGAUCUCUGUUGGGUCAACAAGGAGGGCGAAGUUCUUUCCCAGAACUCGACAAGCAAGCGUUUCUUUAACUCGGCUACUGGAUCGCAGCUCCUCAAGAAGCCUGCCCCACCCAAGGUGCAGAACGCCUUCUCGGCCCUGUUGUUAGAUGGUGAUCGUGAUGGUGCGGAGCAGGACCGGAUCAUGAAGGCCAAGGAGGCUGCGGGGACGCUGAGUCUUGAGGCUUGGGAUGAAGGAGUUUCGUUUUCGUCUUCUGCGUUCAAGUCAUCCUCGUCAAGACCUUCUUCUGCGGAAGGCAUGUACCCAGCAGCUCCUAAUGCUUCUUCUUCUUCUUCGUCUUCGUCUUCGAAUGCGUUCUCGUCGGCGCGUGGUGCGAUCACGUCCAAGGGUGUUGUGGAUGCGGACGAUAACGUUGUGGAUGAUUGGCAGCAGUUGUUGGAUGAUGAUUGA
Molecule: messenger RNA, 2163 nt
Organism: Linnemannia hyalina
Lineage: Eukaryota; Fungi; Mortierellomycota; Mortierellomycetes; Mortierellales; Mortierellaceae
Source: the annotation of a GenBank genome assembly